AUCUACAAAUUCACUACAAUGGCUGACCAAGAAGUUUUAGUUUUGAGAGGCACCCUCGAGGGCCACAACGGUUGGGUUACUUCCCUUGCCACCACUCCAGCUCACCCAGAUCUUUUGCUUUCUGGUUCCAGAGACAAGACCUUGAUCAGAUGGAAGUUGACUGGCGGUGAAGACAACCAAUACGGUGUCCCAAAGAAGUCCUUCAAGGGUCACUCUCACAUUGUCCAAGAUGUCACCAUCUCUGCUGACGGUGCUUACGCUUUGUCUGCCUCUUGGGAUAAGACUUUGCGUUUGUGGGACUUGGAAACCGGUGAAUCCACCAAGAGAUUCGUCGGCCACAAGGGUGACGUUUUGUCCGUCUCCAUUGCCAAGAACUUGAGACAAAUUGUCUCUGCUUCCCGUGACAAGACCGUCAAGGUCUGGAACACCAUUGGUGAAUGUAUGCAAACUUUGACUGGUCACUCCGACUGGGUCUCUGCUGUUAGAUUCUCCCCAUCUGACGAAACUUCCACUGUUAUCUCUGCUUCUUGGGAUAAGACUGUUAAGUCUUGGGACUUGAACGACUACAACGUCAACGCUGACUUCAUCGGUCACACCGGUUACGUUUCCUGUAUCACCAUCUCCCCAGAUGGAUCCCUCUGUGCCUCCGCUGGUAAGGACGGUGUCAUCAUCUUGUGGGACUUGAACUCAAACAAGACUUUGUACACUUUGGCUGCUUCUUCUGAAGUCCACGCUCUUGCUUUCUCUCCAAACAGAUACUGGUUGGCUGCUGCCACCGCUUCCGGUAUCAAGAUCUUCAACUUGGAAGAAAGAACCUUGUUGGAUGAAUUGAAGCCAGAAUUCGCCAUUGGUGCUAAGGCCAAGGACCCAGAAGCCAUCUCUUUGGCCUGGUCCGCUGACGGUCAAAACUUGUUCGCUGGUUACACCGACAACGUCAUCCGUGUCUGGCAAGUUAUGACCUCUUCCGCUUAAAUAGUUUAGAGGUGAUAAUAAUACGUGU
[Candida] anglica is the source of this 1000-nucleotide messenger RNA. NCBI's taxonomy places the organism in Eukaryota, Fungi, Ascomycota, Pichiomycetes, Serinales, Debaryomycetaceae. The record is from the annotation of a GenBank genome assembly.